GUCUGUCUUGCCCUCCCAGCAGGCUUUCUGAGGACUGCUCCCCUUCCUGGAGCUGCUCCCAGAACCAUGGAGAGUCUGAGCGAACUAGAGAACCCGCUGCUGCCUCGGAGCCCCGCUCACCUCCAUGGCCCCUACCCCUACCCUGAGGCUUCGCCCAGCUGGUCAUGCCAGGAGAAGCUCUACUCCUACCUCCUGGGUGGUGCUGGCCCUGCUCGCGCCCACCAGAUCCUCGACCCGGGGUCCCUGCAGCUGGCCGUGGAGGCCUGGUACAGGCCCAGCUUCCUCCUGGGGAGGGACAAGGUCGAGGAGCCCAGGACAGGCAGCUGCGAGACCAGCUUCACAGAGAGCAGGGAGCCCCAGGCUGGGCCCACGGAGCAGUCCACAGAACCUGGCCAAGUGGAAGAGGAUGUCACCAUCCAGACUGUGUCCUAUGGGGUUCAAGAGGAGCUGCAGGGCCAGGAGGACGACCAGGAGGAGGAGGAGAGUGAUGCAACCUCAACAGAGAGUGAAAGUGAAGACAAUUUCCUCAUGCUGCCUCCCAGGGACCACCUGGGUCUCACCAUCUUCUCCAUGCUCUGCUGCUUCUGGCCCCUGGGCAUCGCCGCCUUCUACUUCUCCCAGGGGGUAAGAGCACGUGGGGCCCAGGGCUUCCACUGCCAUCUCCCUCCACUGGAGGGCUUGGCAGAGCGUUUGCAGGAUGGGGUCAGGGGCUGGCCAGGCUGGGGCUGUUUUGCUGGGCGUGGGGAUGCUCCCUUUCAUCAGCACAUCUCUCUCCCUAGACCAGCAAGGCCAUCUCCAAGGGAGACUUCCGCCUGGCCAGCACCACCUCCCGCCGAGCCCUCUUCCUGGCCACACUCUCCAUCGCCGUGGGGACUGGUAUCUAUGUGGCCGUGGUGGUGGCUCUGGCAGCUUACAUGUCCCAGAAUGGCCACGGCUAGUGCCCAGUAGGACCUGGCAUCCUGACUCCCCUACUCCACCUGAGGAGGCAGUGGGGCUUGGGGUUGCAGACUCUCUGGAGAGCCCUGACCCCUGAAGACAACCUGUGAGGGUGGCUUGUGGUAGGGAGGCCUCCCGAGCUGCAGCCUGCGGGACUCAACCUUCACUUCUUCUUGCCCAUUGCAACCAGCCCCAGAGCAGGUUCAGGGAACACCACUCUCCAGCCCAGGCUGUGUUGGGAAGCAGGAGAGGGUAGGGCUGCCCACCAGGCCAUCCAGGCAGGGCCUAUCUCUGGCUUGAGGCCGGCUGGGAGCUCAGCCCAUUCUGCCCAUUCCCUAGAUGGUCUCCUGCCCUGCAGGCAGCCCCCUGCCCAACUCUGCCAACCUCUCCACAGAGAAUAGCAGAUCACAGGGACAGAAGGGAUGCUGGGGAGGCAGGGGACCUGACCCAGUCCUUUCAGCCCAUAGGAGUCUCCAUCCUGGGGACAGCUGAGCUUCCCCAACUCCACUCUCUGGCCCCAUGAUGCCCAGACCCCAGCCAGCCAGGAGACGCAGGGACCCCUUGGUCUUUCUGAUUAUGAAGGGCGCUUAUCUCAUUGU
Messenger RNA from Ceratotherium simum simum (southern white rhinoceros), 1535 nucleotides. Lineage: Eukaryota; Metazoa; Chordata; Mammalia; Perissodactyla; Rhinocerotidae. The record is from RefSeq and is a predicted model, not a curated record.